CGCUUAGAACACAAACAACUCAUUGUUCAGGGUUCUAUACACUGUCACGGUGGUUUUGCAUGAUCGCAAAACCUAUAUAACACAUUAUAGUCCUACAUAUUCGAUUUGUCGGUCACCCUAAUCAACAAACGUUUAUUGGUUGUGUUCGUCGGAUCAACACAAGACUAGGACAUGCCAUCUGUCAUCACUUUGUAACGGACUUGCAUUUGAACUAUGGCUAACAAGAGGAGACGCUCUGCAUUCGAGGACACCGAUAAUGGCACAGAUCAUGAAACGGACCCGUCUCGUGUUGUUGUCUUACCCAUUGUCUCGUCAACAUCUAAAGACAAAGGCACGGUGGCGACCUCCAGACAAACGGAUGAAGUUCCAGGCGACCAGACUACUAGAUCGAGUCCACCUCAGAAAAAAUUGAAGUACAAACCUGCACCUGGCCGUAGUUCAAGUGCUGUGCCGAGUACCCUCAUGAAACAGACGGCGGUUAGUGAUCGUAAUACUCGGUCUUCAUCUGUUUCGGUGUCCGAGACAUCUCUUCGGUCUACUACGUCGCAGCGAAUGUCAGUACGACUGGCAAAGAAGAUUCACCCUUUCAUCCUUUCAAAAAGUCGAGACAUAUAUCCAUACUUAGCUGCGAAGGAUUCCCUGGACUCGGCUGAGCCAGCGCGAGAGGAGCUCGGGGGCACCCGGGGCUCCACACCUUCAGCCCCUGCUCACAAGAAGAAGGGCAGAGCUCCGCGUACCAUUAGUCUUGCAGAUGAUGAGGCGAAGGCCGCACUCAUGGAACAGUGGGCAAAUCUUCGCAUGUCUCAAGGAACACUACUGUCAAGGACAACUCCAGGUAGGGAUACCACACCGCACUCAUCGAGCAACCGUGGAAGCCAGGAACCUGGUCGCAACGAAACAGAGAUCCCAUCUGGUGAAGUGGCUGAACUCGACACACUUGGUUUCGCACCAGCCAUUGAUCAAAUAGAACCUUUCCCGCCUCUCCCAGCGGCUGAGCCACUCCCAGAAAUGGUUGUUACAAAUGAGUCUGUAUUCACUCCCGCGCAGGCUGAGGAAUUAGCCACAGAGAACAUUUCGUCAGAACGUUUACCAGGUUCAGAAUAUGACUUAAUGUAUCCAAGCUCAUCUCCGGAGAAUAUCCAGGCAACAAUUGAGAAUAUGGCUCCCUCGCAGAAUGCCAAUGAGGGGACAGUGGAGACAAUAGUCCAGGCAGCGACUGAGGAUAUGGCCACCUCGCAGAAUCCUAAUGAGAAGACAAUGGAGAAAAUAGUGCAAGCUUCACAACAUCUCACUAUCAACGAUUCUCUGGAGGUCGUGAACCCGCCCCUCCAGCUACUUGCCACCGACCAUGAAAAAAAGUCCUCGCAUCCCCCCGGUAGUCCUACAAUGUCAAAACUUGAUAUCCUCCCCGAUACCACGAUUUCGGCGGGCCCUGCUGCCCUUAUCGAAGAUUCUUCGACUAGAGUUUCUCCUUCUGCCGUUGAUAUUCAGCUCGUUGUUUCCGCGGAAACCGAUGUUGACGAUGUCAUCCUUGGUUUUCACAUGCUGGAUUUGCAUGAGGUUCUUUCGCCAUGGGUGCCAGUGUCUCCCACAGCGCCAUCUAUCUAUGUCCCACCUGCUGUGCAGCACUUAAUCGCCGCCAUGAAUCAUCAACUAGAUAUUGAAUCUCAGGCUCGAAGACGAGCUGAAGAGCUUUAUUCAGAGGAAAUGCACAAGCGCAUCAAGAUAGAAGAGGUGCUCGAUAAGUUACAGAAGGAAUGUGGAGAAAGACGGGAACAUGGCGCAAUCCAGCCGCCUCCCUCAUUGCAUGCCGCACCGCCUGAGGCUUCGGCACGUGCAAGCCCAGAAUUACAUGGGCAGCGGGAUGAUGAAGCUGGAUUAACAUCCACUGAUAUCACACAUCCGAAUGUGACGAUGGAGGGCUGUUCUGCUUGAGGCUUCGAGCUAUUUCGUCACUCACUUGCUUUCGAUCUGAUCUUACUGCUGUAUUUCUUCCUUCUCACAGGCUAUACAAAUUCAACGAGCAAACCGCACCGUUUCUUCAUACGGAUCUAACGCAGUUUUCAUUAGUACCGCAUC
Suillus paluster is the source of this 2079-nucleotide messenger RNA. RefSeq lists its product as uncharacterized. Lineage: Eukaryota; Fungi; Basidiomycota; Agaricomycetes; Boletales; Suillaceae. The transcript is spliced from 5 exons. The coding region runs from base 214 to 1935 and encodes 573 amino acids. The record is from RefSeq and is a predicted model, not a curated record.